Molecule: messenger RNA, 907 nt
Organism: Brassicogethes aeneus
Lineage: Eukaryota; Metazoa; Arthropoda; Insecta; Coleoptera; Nitidulidae
Source: the annotation of a GenBank genome assembly
GUUUGUCAAAAUAUAAGCUAUAUUUUUGUUGUUUAUUGUGUUUACAUUGUUUAUCUUAAAUACAUUAUUAUUAAAACAUCGAAUAUACAAAUAAACUUUAUAAAUAACUACGAGGAAACUAUUGAACUGUUUUUAUGACUAAUUAUGGCGCUAAUCAUUUACCAAUGAACUAGUUCUAUUGUGUUGUAUAAUAGUGAAUAUGCGUUCUAAUCAUAAAAAUACUUUGUUAAAAGUUGUAAUUUUGGGAGAUGGAGGUGUGGGUAAAAGUUGUCUAAUGAAUAGAUUUGUGUCGAACCAGUUUGAUGAACAUUCUUUUCAUACAAUUGGGGUGGAGUUUUUAAACAAAGAUAUAGAUAUUAAUGGAGAUACUUAUACGCUUCAAAUAUGGGAUACUGCUGGACAGGAACGAUUUAAAACGUUAAGGACCCCAUUUUACAGAGGAAGUGAUAUUUGUAUGCUUACAUAUGCUAUAAAUGAUAAAUCAAGUUUUAAAAAUUUACAAAUGUGGAAAAAUGAAUUUCUCUAUUAUGCUGACAUUAAGGAGAACAAUCAGUUUCCUUUUAUUGUUAUAGGAAAUAAGUCUGAUAUUACUAGCGAGAGGGAGGUAUCUCAAUUAGAAUUAGAAACGUGGUGUAAUGAAAAUGGAAUCACGUCAAGCAUAGAAACUUCAGCAAAAAAUGCAAGCAAUGUGCAAGAGGCCUUCAUAUUGGCUGUUGAACAUUGGUUAAGGAUUGAAAAAAGAGCAGACAAAAAUGAAACUGUCUAUAAUGACACAGUUGAUUUGACUAAAAAGCAAGGGGAAAAAUCAUCUUGUUGCAUUGGAUCAUCUGAUGAAAACUAAAUAAUAAAACUAUUGUGAAUUAUAAAUAUAUUACUAAGCUAUAAAUUUCAAGAGGGGUACCCAGAG